AUGUCUUUUAUUAUGGAUUUACUCAAGCUUUUUAUAUGUCCUAUUUCUCAAUCAGAUGAACCAGAAACUGCAACAGAUAAUCCCCUUAGCCCUCAGCCUUCCUGUUACGACACCAACGCCACGGGGCCUGAUUACAGUGCCCAGGCUCCAUCUUACGAGCCACAGUCAUCCUCCUACAGCGCCCAACCUUUGUCUGACAAUACUGCACAACCCGACUCUUACAAUAUGUCGGCAGGUGGGGAAGAAGCUAUGCAAAACCACAACAUUACCAACCAAGCCUGGCAGACAGCAUAUAACAACGCACAGUAA
Molecule: messenger RNA, 309 nt
Organism: Fusarium graminearum PH-1
Lineage: Eukaryota; Fungi; Ascomycota; Sordariomycetes; Hypocreales; Nectriaceae
Exons: 2
Coding region: 1-309 (102 amino acids)
Source: RefSeq, a predicted model, not a curated record